AUCACGGUCUUUUUCCAUAAUGUCGCCAGCAAUCCACGCUCAGUCACUCACACGAAGUAUACGGGAUUCCCUGCAAUUGAGCCAGGUAAUGUGUUAUUGCUACACCUACUGGCGUAAAAUCUGCACCGAUAUCGGUGCAAAAUUUUACAUCCUCAGUAAUAGCACUGAAAGGUGUCACUAGAGCACUCUAGUUCUAACAGUGAGUAGGUGUGUAGGACUACCACUCGACGGUGUAGGUAGAGCACUAAUUUUUUAACAGUGCACGGUGCGGCAGCUUAAUUACAAUCUAGAGUUCUAAUUAUUCGAGUUCUAGUUUGAGCAGCGCCGCGGAAGCUCCAAGUAGUAAAUUCGACCAAUCGCCUACUGUCAUACGUGGCUACCGCCUAGUGAAUUGCUACGCCUAGAAACAGGAGAGAAACUGACUUUAGAUAUACAGUCUCUAGCAGGUGUGCAGCAUGAUGCAAUACUCAUCUAGAUAUAUUUGGCUAUCUAGCUGUGUAGUGUGACUGAGUAUGAUACUAUUAUUAGUUACUAUGAUGUCACGCGAGUGCAUGAAUGAGCAUGCAUAGAGAGUGAGUCAAUCGGUACGUAUUCACCGGUUGGGGUGUAACUAGUCUGUAAAGAGUCUGUAUUCUUACGUUGUGUGCUAAAGACAAUAGUAAUACGUGUCUGGUGCCUUAAUACGAACCCGAUAACGCUACAUGGUGUCAGGAGUUAAGGUAUGGCACAGUCACAGUUGCAAAUACCGAUGCAAUUUGACUUCAGCAAACCGGAGGACUGGGAACGCUGGAUGAGAAGAUUCGAAAGAUUUCGACAAGCAUCAGGAUUAGCAGAGAAGACAGACGAGUCUGACACAAGUAAGUACGUUGAUCUAUUCUAUGGGUGACAAGGCAGAGGAUGUGCUGCAGACGUUAGGAUUGAACGAGGAGCAGAAGAAAGACUACAAGACCGUAAAACAGACUAUGACGAGCUUCUUUGUGAAGAAAAGGAAUAUAAUUUACGAACGCGCGAAGUUUAAUCAAAGAGUUCAAUUUGAAGGUGAACCAGUGGAUGAAUUUAUUACUUCGUUAUACAGUUUGGUAGAACAUUGUAGUUAUGGAGAACUUACGAACGAAAUGAUUCGGGACAGAUUGGUAGUUGAACUGAGAGAUGCAAAGUUGUCAGAGCAACUUCAACUUGAUGCGGAGUUAACGCUUGAAAAAGCAAUGACAAAGGUAACACAAUCGGAGUCAGUAAAGAAACAACAAGAUGUAAUUAGAGCUUCUGCUGAAACAACGCAAGUAGCUAGAGUAAAGUCUAAUCAAGUUUGGAAGGACCAUAAGAAACUAGGAAGUUACACAACGGCAAGGAAAUUUUUCCAAGCGGAGGGUAGGAAACGCUGCCACAGAUGUGGGAAAGUGCCAGAGCACAGCAAGAGUCAAUGUCCUGCUAAAGACUGUAGAUGUAAGAAGUGUGGUAGAAUGGGUCAUUUUGCUCAAAUGUGCAAAACGGAAAAGGUUUCGGAAAUACACGUAUCAGAGAAACAGUAUCUUGGUUGCAUUACUAAGGAAAUUUCGUCAGCAACAAAUAGUAGUAGUAAACAUGAGCCUUGGACGGUGACACUGUUAGUUGAUAAAGUCCCAAUAAAUUUCAAGAUUGACACCGGAGCAGAUGUGAAUGUUCUUCCUGAAAAUAUAGCUAGAAAUGUUUUCGGAACAAGGUUGAAGAAGUCUAUACGCUGUCUGAAAGGACCGAAUCAGAAGUCACUAGAAGUAUGUGGACAGAUAAAAUGUAAAUUAGAAAAAGGAAGUCAGUCAGUUAAAGAGGAACUGUAUGUCAUUAAAGGUCUCAGGAAACCAUUAGUAGAACUUCCCACGAUAAAAGCUUUGAAACUAAUCACGAGAGUUGAUCAAGUAGAUGUGGAUCACGAAAUGAUAGACAAACAUCCGAAAUUGUUUAGUGGGUUAGGAGUUAUGAAGCGAAAGUAUAAAAUAGAGCUGAAAGAGAACGCACAACCAUAUGCUCUAUCAACUCCAAGAAGAAUUCCUAUACCGUUAUUGCCAAAGGUAAAAGAAGAAUUAGUUAGGAUGGAGAAAGAUAAUGUCAUUCAAAAAGUGGAAGAGCCAACAGAUUGGGUUGUAGGAAUGGUUGUAGUAUCUAAACAGAAUGGAAAGGUGAGAAUUUGUGUUGAUUUAACUCAGUUGAACAAGUGUGUUAAGAGAGAGAGACACAUUAUGACUAGUGUUGAUCACGUGUUAGCUCAGUUGGAAAAUGCUGUGGUAUUUUCAAAACUUGACGCAAACUCAGGUUAUUGGCAAAUUCCAUUGACACAAGAGUGUGCACCAUUAACAUUCAUCACACCAUUUGGUAGAUAUUUUUUCAAACGUUUACCUUUUGGGAUUACUUCAGCUCCAGAAGUAUUUCAAAAGAGGAUUUCACAAAUUUUGGAGAACUUGAAAGGGGUUAUCUGUUUAAUGGACGAUAUUUUGGUAUUCGGUACUAAUCAACAAGAACAUGAUCGUAGGUUGAAAGCGGUGUUAGGAAGAUUGCAGGAAGCUGGAGUUACUUUGAACAAGGAAAAGUGUCUGUUCUCAAAACGAAGAAUAAAAUUCUUGGGUCAUGUAAUUGAUUCACAUGGAAUUAGUUCAGAUCCAGACAAAGUUUCAGCAAUUCUGAAUUUAAAGGAACCAAGAAACAGAACUGACAUUAGGAGUUUUUUGGGAAUGGUCAACCAACAAAGUAAGUUUGUAAAAGGAUUAGCAACGUUGACUGAACCUCUCAGAGCAUUAUUGUGUGGUCGAAAUGCUUGGAUCUGGGAUGAUAGACAAAGGAAAGCGGUAGCAGAAAUCAAGAAGAGAUUAAGUGAAGCCUCCGUACUAGCAGUCUAUAAUCCAGAGAGAGAAACGAGAGUUGCUUCAGAUGCUUCUUCGGUAGGACUAGGAGCAAUGAUUGAACAAAAACAGAGCAACGGAAUUUGGAGAGCCAUAGCAUAUGCAUCACGUUCGUUAACACCGUGUGAAAGAAAAUAUGCUCAAAUUGAAAAAGAAUCUUUAGCUUCAGUGUGGGCUUGUGAAAAGUUUUCAUGUUAUCUUGUAGGCAAGACUUUCACGUUAUUAACGGAUCAUAAACCGUUGUUGACUUUGUUCGGACGAAAAGAAUUGGAUGAACUACCACCACGGAUUCAAAGAUUUAGAAUGAGACUGAUGCGAUAUGAAUACAAGAUAGACUAUGUACCAGGAAAAGAACUAGGAACGGCGGACACUCUUUCUAGGUAUCCAGUUGAUGAACCUACAGAGAUUGAUCACGAAUUUGUAGAAAUAGUCGAAACGUGGGUUAACCAAGUUAUGGAUCAUAUUCCUGCCAGUGAUAAAAGAUUAGAACAAGUUCGGCAAAUGCAAAAAGAAGAUUGGUUAUGCCAACAAGUAAGAAGGUUUACAGAUGAUGGUUGGCCAGAGAAAAGAAAUCUGCAUGGAGAAUUGAAGAAGUUUGCUGCAUUGUCUUCGGAGAUAACUGUGCAAAGAGAUAUAUUGGUAAGAGGAUCACGAUUGAUAAUUCCCGACAAACUAAGAAGAGAAAUGAUUGAGAGAAUUCAUGAAGGACAUCAAGGCAUUGUAAAGUGUAGAGAAAGAGCUAAAGCUGCGAUAUGGUGGCCAGGUAUGAGUAAGGAGCUAAGGGAGUAUGUUUUUUCCUGUCCUGUAUGUUCGAGAGAGAAAGACGUAAUCACAUAGAGCCAUUAAUUACAACACCUUUACCUUUAUUGCCUUGACAAAAGAUUGGAACAGAUCUUUUUGAAUUCAAAGGAUCGCACUAUCUUCUUGUAAUAGACUAUUUUUCUCGUUACAUAGAAGUUGUUGAAGUUCGAAGCAUGACAUCAGUUCAUAUCAUCAAUCAAUUAAAAGCUAUAUUCUCUAGACAUGGAGUUCCAGAAUGUGUGGUUUCGGAUAAUGGGACACAGUAUACAUCUGAAGAAUUUAAUAUAUUUGCAAACGAGUAUGGAUUUAAUCACGUUACGUCAAGUCCAAAGUAUCCAAAAGCCAAUGGAGAAGCCGAAAGAGCGGUGAAAACAGUGAAGACGUUAUUACAGAAAGCCAAGGAUCCAUAUCUUGCAUUACUGUCAUAUAGAACAACACCGUUAAGCAAUGGAUUUAGUCCUUCUCAAUUGUUGAUGUCAAGAAGGCUAAGGUCAAAUUUACCUAUGUCAGUGGAGCAAAGAAAACCUGAAGUUCCCAACAUGCAACUUUUGAGGAAGAGAGAAGUAGAUCAGAAGAGAAAGAAGAAAGUCACCUAUGACAAACGUCAUAAAGUGCAACAUCUCUAUUAGCUUAAGGUGCAGCUAGUGGAAACACGGCCAUAUACAGUCAAUACUGAUUGAUAUAUACAGUCAAUACUGAUCUAUUUAUACAGUCACUAUGUUGAUUGACUUAUACAGUCAAUGAAAAUAGACAGACAGACAGACAGACAGACAGACAGACAGACAGACAGACAGACAGACAGACAGAUGUGAAUGUUUGAUCUAAAUGGAAAAUAUAUGUAUUGAGACAGACAGACAGACAGACAGACAGACAGACAGACAGACAGACAAGGACACUUAUGUCCCUUUACUUUGCUUAAUCUGCAAAUUGUAUUUAGCUGUUGGACAGUGUAAACUGUACUUAGCCUUCCUUGCUAUUAUAUUGUUUGAAACUUUCUAACUUCAUUUAUGAAAAUAUAUGGAAAGACAAACAGAAAGGCUGCAGACAGGCAAACAGACAGUAGACAGUAGAACGUACGGACAAACAGAAUUUAAAAUAGGGCUUUGCGAUGGCCAUGCAAUUGAGACAAUGAUUUUGUUGAUUCCCAUGCAGACUAAAUGAUCUUGGCUCUAUAUAAAGAAUGUUGGACAUUUUUCUCAGCAACAUAUAGCAGAAUUGUUUCUCAAGAAUUGCCAACCAUUUGUAUUUCCAUUGAUAGGAAUAAGAGAGUUGCAUGGCUCCAUCAUACGUACUGCAUAAGCUGUCCCACACUACUAACGACAUCUCUCCAUUCUUCACAGCUUUGCCUUUUCCAAGUGACUCUCUCGUGUUGUCUACUCGUUGCAUUUACCAGUA
This is a messenger RNA of Corticium candelabrum, 5066 nucleotides long. RefSeq lists its product as uncharacterized. The record is from RefSeq and is a predicted model, not a curated record. Lineage: Eukaryota; Metazoa; Porifera; Homoscleromorpha; Homosclerophorida; Plakinidae. Gene Ontology annotation, molecular function: nucleic acid binding; zinc ion binding.